AUGUAUAAUCAAAUAUUUGAAAAAUCAUUUGAAGAUUUAAAUACAUUUCUUAUUGAUACAAUUGUUAUAUUAUUAUCAUGGAAUUCAAUAGUAAUAUCAAAUGAAGUUGAUGCUAUAUCUGUUCAACGUCUUUUAGAAGAUUUAUUUCUUAAUUAUAUACAUAAAAAUUCUUUUGUUAUAAAAUCAAAUUUAGAUUUAAUUAAAAAAUUAAUUAAAUCAUGA
Molecule: messenger RNA, 222 nt
Organism: Rotaria sordida
Lineage: Eukaryota; Metazoa; Rotifera; Eurotatoria; Philodinida; Philodinidae
Source: the annotation of a GenBank genome assembly